AAGUGGAGAGUGUUGAAGUUCACCACUACCCGACCAAAAUAUUUCCACUCAUGCUAGCAUAAACCAAUAAUUGAGAGAUGGUAGGCAAGUGCGAUUUGGUGAGUGUUCUGGGGGCAAUAUUGGUAUUGACUAUCUUCCAUAAUCCGAUCAUCGUCGUCUACGCCGGCGAGGGUGUUCCGGAGGUAGCGUUGUUCACUUUCGGAGACUCUUAUUACGACGCCGGAAACAAAGUGUUUCUAAGCACAAACAAAAACCCUCCACAGACCAAAUGGCCUUUUGGCAAAUCCCGCGACGACCCCAACGGCAAGUUUUCCGACGGCCACAUCGUCCCUGACUUUAUCGGUGACUUCAUGUCUAUUCCGAACGGAAUCCCGCCGGCGCUGAAACCGGGCGUUGAUCUUUCACGUGGAGCUAGUUUUGCCGUCGCCGAUGCUUCUAUUCUUGGUGCUCCGGCGGAAUCUAUGACACUGAACCAACAAGUGAACAGAUUCAGAAGUAUGAAAUCAACUUGGACCGACGACUACAUAGAGAAAUCACUGUUUAUGAUAUACAUCGGUACUGAAGAUUAUUUGAACUUCACCAAGAACAAUCCCACUGCAGACGCUUCUGCUCAGCAAGCUUUUGUCGUUUCCGUCACUAACCGAUUAAAGAACGACAUAGGCCUGUUAUACUCAUUGGGAGCGAGUAAAUUCAUGGUUCAAAUGCUAGCACCGUUGGGUUGCUUACCGAUCUCUAGACAAGAAUACAAAACAGGCAACGAGUGUUACGAGCCACUCAACAAUUUGGCAAAACAACACAACGAGAAGAUCGGUCCGAUAUUGAACGAGUUUGCUAAAAAACCGAACAGCGGUUUUCAGUUCACCGUCUUCGAUUUCUACAACGCCAUCAUCCGUAGGACACAGAGACAUCUUAACUACCGAUUCUACGUGGCGAACUCAUCAUGUUGCGGUGUUGGGACGCACAAUGCGUACGGUUGCGGGAUGGGAAACGUGCACUCGAAGCUAUGUGAGUACCAAAGAGCUUACCUCUUCUUCGAUGGACGUCACAACACAGAGAAGGCUCAAGAGGAAAUUGCUCAUCUGAUCUAUGGAGCAGACCCUAACGUGAUCCAGCCGAUGACCGUACGUGAGCUAAUCGUGUACCCAGCUGGAGUGAAUAUGCUUGAGUUUUGGGAGCCUAAUAAGAAGAACUCGAUCCGUCGUCGUCGUCCAGCUAGCGUUUUCAACUUCGGUUUAUCCGCUUAUUAACUCUUAGUUGGAUGACUUUUGUGCUCAAUCAAAUUCGAUAUGAUACUAUCGUUUAUUAUAUAUUGUAUCGAUAUCUGCUUUCUGUCGAAUAAAAUGGUUUUUGAAUAUCUUAAUGUAACCUGCUUCGUAAACUAUGAAAAAAUAGAAUAAGAGAUUUUGCAAUU
This is a messenger RNA of Eutrema salsugineum, 1411 nucleotides long. Its product is annotated as GDSL esterase/lipase ESM1. The transcript is spliced from 5 exons. Gene Ontology annotation, biological process: endoplasmic reticulum organization. The record is from RefSeq and is a predicted model, not a curated record. The coding region runs from base 78 to 1247 and encodes 389 amino acids. Gene Ontology annotation, molecular function: hydrolase activity, acting on ester bonds. Lineage: Eukaryota; Viridiplantae; Streptophyta; Magnoliopsida; Brassicales; Brassicaceae.